This is a messenger RNA of Candoia aspera, 1699 nucleotides long. RefSeq names its product interferon-inducible GTPase 5-like. The coding region runs from base 88 to 1254 and encodes 388 amino acids. Lineage: Eukaryota; Metazoa; Chordata; Lepidosauria; Squamata; Candoiidae. The transcript has a single exon. Gene Ontology annotation, cellular component: membrane. Gene Ontology annotation, molecular function: GTP binding; GTPase activity. The record is from RefSeq and is a predicted model, not a curated record.
UUCCCAGUUAUACUGCCAGACACAACUCAGAAACAUCCCAAUGUCUCUUUUCCUUUCCAGAUAACCUGCGCAGAACAAAGAGCGACUAUGGGCAAUAUAGCUCCAAAGGAUUAUGUACAGACAGAAUUUGAAGACUCAAAGAGAGAUUUGAAUGAAGGCAGUAUCCCCAAAGUGGCGGCUGAAUAUCAAGAACAUUUAAGUAAAAUGCAAAAUCUGCCACUUCAUAUUGCAGUUACUGGAAAGGCAGGUGCUGGUAAAUCAUCCUUUGUCAACGCCUUCCGGGGUAUAAAUGAUAACGAGGAGGAGGCAGCCGAGGUCGGGCUAGCAGAAGAAAUGACAAAGCCAACGGCAUAUCCUCACCCCUCUUUUCCGAAUAUAAAAAUAUGGGACCUACCAGGGAUCGGAACGUGUAAUUCUGAGGCAGCGGAAUAUCUGGAGAAGGUCCAGUUUGAAAGAUAUGAUGUCUUUAUCAUUGUCACCGCUGACCGCUUCACUGAAAACGAUGCUUUGCUGGCAAAGGAAAUACGAAGAAUGAGAAAGAAGUUUUACUACGUGCGUACCAAAGUAGAUGUCAGCAUCGAAGCUGAAAGGAGGAGAAGGAAUUUCAAUAUGGAGGAAACCCUGGAGACCAUGAGGAAAUAUUGUGAAGAUAAUUUGAAAGCGGAAGGCAAGCUUUCUGCCAGAGUAUUUCUGAUAUCCAACCGGCAGAUACACAUGUAUGAUUUCCCUCUCCUGCAAGAGACAAUGGCCGCUGAACUUCCUGACCACAAGAAGCAUAUUUUAACACUGGCUGUGCAGAUUUUCUCAGAAGAGAAUUUGAUGGUGAAAAAAGCUCAAAUGAGAUCAUAUAUAAGGAAGUUGGCAUGGGUAUCUUGUGCUUGUGGAGCACUGCCUGUUCCAGGUCUCUCUAUUGCUUGUGAUGUUGCCAUCUUGCUGAGUGCCCGGAAAUGUUUCCGCAAGGUAUUCGGCUUAGACGAGAGGUCCCUCUGUUUUCUGUCACUUCAGACAGGAAAAGAUUUUACAGAGCUGAGGUCAGCUAUCCAGAAAACCCGAUUAGCCGAUACAAUCAAUGCACGUUUGGUACUUUCUCUCCUGACGAAGUCUGGCCUUUGGGUAAUGGUGUCGUCUGUGAAAAUUCUGGGGACUCUCUUUGGCGGAGCGAGUUCAUUUGCUACCACGUAUUAUUUUCUGAACAACUUUCUUGAGAAAUCUGUGGAAGAUGCCCGAAAUGUUCCAGCAAAGCUUCUUAAGUGAUCAGAGCCCCAGCGAAGAUUGAAGGCACAACCUAUCAACAGCCAAGCAUUUCAUCCAGAUCAGAGCAGGGGGUGGGGAAGAAUAAUAUCUUUCAAUGCCUUAUUAGAAUUCCUUGCUCCAAGUAGCUGUUUUCUUUCUUCUCUUAAUAAUUCUCCGAUCGAAGAAUCUGCUUGAUCAUCAAAAGGGCAAAUAUGUAUCUCUGCUUGCAGAUGUUUCCAUGGGAAGUCAGAAAUUAAAUCUUUAUCUAUUUUAUUUUGAGGGAUGCUUUUCGCUUUUUUAUUUGUAAGAAUUAUAAAUAAUAAAGUAGUGGUGUUUUUGCUAUUAAGCUCAAAAAUACAUGUUUCUUUUUUUAGGUAUAAUUUAAAAAACUCAAUGUACUCUGCUUGUUAUGUGUUACUAAUGUUAUACUGAGCAUUAUUUGUAUAACUUCAGUAAUUAUCUGUCC